Molecule: messenger RNA, 1110 nt
Organism: Solanum tuberosum (potato)
Lineage: Eukaryota; Viridiplantae; Streptophyta; Magnoliopsida; Solanales; Solanaceae
Product: F-box/LRR-repeat protein At3g26922-like
Exons: 2
Coding region: 1-1110 (369 amino acids)
Molecular function (GO): protein binding
Source: RefSeq, a predicted model, not a curated record
AUGGCUGACAUAUUGCCGGAAUGUCUCGUUCAAAAAAUACUCAGUUUUCUUCCUAGUUAUAAUCAAGCAUCCAAGAUGAGUAUUCUCUCCAAAACAUGGCUGCAAGCAUGGUCGACUCUUCCCAACUUGAAAUUCUUUUUAUUUUGUUGGGAAGGCUGGGAAAGCCGUACAAAGAUAGUGGACACAAUCAUGGAGAGAUAUGGGAAGGGGAAAAUUCCUAUAGAAAAGUUUGAAUUAUCAGAGAUUUUUGUUGAUUCUCUCCAACUUUUCCCUAUGGUUGAUAAGUGGCUUCUGAUUGCACUUCAGAAUAGUGUAAAAGAACUUGUACUCCACUUUAAAUCAUACCCGGCGCCUAUUUUAACAAUCUUGGCAGCCAAAUCUUUAAGAGAAUUGGUUCUGCACGAUUGUACUCUUAUGCCUGUUUCAUUAUCUUGUGGGGUUGUGAAUUCCAAUUCUUUGAGAAAGCUUUCUCUAUCUAAUGUAACAUUAGACGAAAACAUGCUUCAGACUCUACUUAAUAGCUGUCCCUUGAUUGUCUCUUUCAUCGUUGAGAAUUGUUCGGGACUGAAUGUUCUUAAGAUCAAAGCGGAUUCACUGAAGGUCUUGAAGAUUAUACAAUAUUGCAAUAUAUGUAACAUUGAUGCUCCAAAUUUGGUAUCCCUUGACUAUAAAGGGUAUGAAAUUCCUGAACUUAACAUUGCAAGAGAAUCAAAAAUCAUUCUUCAUUGUCUCCUCAGUUUAAAUACGGCAUGGUUUUAUUUGCAAAUGGACCACAUAGGUUCUAGUGGAGGGGUGGACGUUUUAAAUCUCAAUAUGCUACUGAUGGAUGAAAUUAUAGAGUGCCCAACUUUUGUGGAUGCUUUGCUAUGGAGUUGUCAUCCUGAGAGACUCAACUUAAUCUCAAUUGAUAUUGAAACAGUUACACGUUUAAUUGAUCGGUUAAUGUAUAUGAAGAAUUCGAGUCAUUCUACAUAUUGUCAUGGUUGGAAUAAUCAAUUAAAAGAAAUAAAAGCUUUUGAUGGAAAAAAUCAGUUGCUGCAACUAGGAAGUGAGGAGCUUGCAAAAAGGAUUACGGAGGGGGAGAAACCUUAUUUUAUAUUAGAUUGGUGA